Adineta ricciae is the source of this 1164-nucleotide messenger RNA. The record is from the annotation of a GenBank genome assembly. NCBI's taxonomy places the organism in Eukaryota, Metazoa, Rotifera, Eurotatoria, Adinetida, Adinetidae.
AUGGCGUAUCUUUAUCGUGCACCGAAUAAUAAAGGCAUCGAACAGAUAGAUCGAAUUCGAAUACUUUGUAUACCGAUGAAAAUUGCUCAUUUAAUUGGACAAAUAGUGGAAUUUUUCGGUGUAUCUGAUCGUGUGAUGGUACUACGAAAAGUAAUCGAUUUUGCCGCAUUGUUACAGAAUAAGAAAGUUGUUGAUGCUAAUCUUCAAGUCAAAGAUACAUUGAUUGAAAACGUACAUGUUCGAAUCGUUCGACCAUUGAAUGAUAAUAGUUCAUUGCCUGUUCUUAUUUACUUUCAUGGUGGCGGUUUUUACAUGGGUUCAGUUGAUACGUACAAUACACUGACGAGCACAUUGUCACGAUCAGCAAAUAUUGUUGUUGUUUCUGUUAAUUAUCGCCUUGCACCCGAACAUCCAUUGCCUGCUGGUCUGAAUGAUUGUUAUACCGUCGCGAAAUAUCUUCUCGAGUAUAAGCAAUCAAAAGACUUACAUAUCGAUCCAACACGAGUGAUUAUAGCUGGAGACUCUGCUGGUGGUAGUCUUGCUGCUAUCAUAACGAUGCGACUAGUGACACAUCCGGUUAGCAAAUAUCUACCUCGUCUCCAAGUUUUGAUUUAUCCAUCUCUACAAUUUUUCGAUAUGAUGCUUCCAUCUUAUCGACAGCAACAUUUUACUUUUCUACACUAUACUUCUUCGCAUAAACUAUCAGUCUAUUUGAAUGAUAGUAUCGACGAAACACUGUAUUUCAAUCAGCAUACCAGUCUCGAACAAAAACGAUGGUAUCGCAAAUAUGUUGAUUGGUCACUGAUUCCAAUAGAAUAUCGAACGAUUUAUACAAAUCCAAUAAUGGAUGGUCAAGAGGGUGACUUCAAACUUAUCGAAAAGAUGAAAAGAGCUCUCGAACCGGACGUUUCACCACUGCUUGUAGAUAAUGAGCAGUUAGCAAAGUUACCAUCGACUUAUAUCAUCACCGUUGGGCACGAUCGGCUUCGUGACGAAGGAUUCAUUUAUGCUCGUCGCGUCAAACGCACGGGUGUUGACGUUACUCACAAACAUUACGAAAAUACAUUUCAUGGCUCAAUAACAUUUCUCUAUGGAUCAUUGGGAUUGAAUAUCGCUCGAGAAAUGGUUGAUGAUAUCGUUCAACAUAUGAAACGAAUUCUGUGA